UAUGGAGCAUAUGUUGAGCCUUCAUCUGGCACACAACCGCCCGUCACUUCAACAACUCCAUCGCAGGGUUUGGGAGGCGGAAUAAACUCGCUUCUCUCGGCUUCGGCACUUCAAGGUCCAUCUUCACCAGCGUUGACUCCUGUGGCCCCCGCGCCGACAAAUGUUGACGUUCCACCGGCAUGGACAUCUCCUUCACCUACUCUUCCCCCUACUGUUGUAUCACCGCCACAGCAGCGAGUUGCACCUCAGCCUCAAGCAGCAGAAGAACCAAGAGAUGACUCGAAUGACAGGUUAGCACUGUAUUCAAGUUGGCAACGAGAAGUCGCUUUUACCUGUGCCGAUCCUUUGAGCGGAUUAGCAACAUCUUCUUCUUCUACGAAGGGAAAGAUCCUCGCUUCCACGACGACGGAGUCAGACGGUCAAGAGGAAAGUGAACAUCAACAACGCCACAUGCCUUUGAAAGAUCUGUCCUGGGCACGUCUGGUUGACCUACUCCACUCCACAGCGACGCGUGCAGGAGCCUGUCAGACUGCGAUAGGGCGGUUUUUCAAGAGUCACGUUUUUGCACCAGAACAAAACUGGGAUUGCUCGAAGAUCCAAAGGAAUCGAAAUAAGGAAACAGACGAUACUAAAGGAGACACUUCUAAAGGAGAUGAUGCACAGGAUAAAGGAGAUACUUCUAAAGGAGAUGAUGCACAGGAAAAGCAAGAUGAUGGUGGGCAGAAAGCUGAAGUUGAUCCGCUAGAAGCGGAUAUUGGAGAUGCGUACUUUCAAGAUUUCAUGCUUUAUUUCGUUUUUGUUGUUUACUUCCUAAUAAGCUUAAGUUUUUGUAAUUAUAGGGAUGUGCAUGAGAAACAGUUGAUGACGAGCAUGAAGAUGUCGAGAGCUUCACCAAUUCUACAGUACCUACUUCACCACUUCUACCCACUUCUACCCUGUUCUCAGGUGCCACGAAGCCGGAUUGCCAACUGAGGGCGACGACGUAGAUCAGAGUCAAGAUGUGGCUUCUGCAACAGCACACGACAAGUCACUCAAUCCUGCUGGCGUUCUUCGAUUGAAGGAGUUGCUCAUCAGCUUACCGCAGAAUUGGAGAGAACACAGCAAGAUGAAGGCUCAAGAACAAGUUGUAGAGGACUCGUCUAGUACUAGUGCGCAAAAGCAGAGCAGCUCUUCACAAGAGUUGUUUACACAAAGCAUCUUGGCUCAAAAAACAGCUUCCUUUUUCAAGCAUCGCAACAGUCCC
Molecule: messenger RNA, 1243 nt
Organism: Amoebophrya sp. A25
Lineage: Eukaryota; Dinophyceae; Syndiniales; Amoebophryaceae
Source: the annotation of a GenBank genome assembly